Lithohypha guttulata is the source of this 1695-nucleotide messenger RNA. RefSeq lists its product as uncharacterized. The transcript has a single exon. Gene Ontology annotation, molecular function: phospholipid binding; inositol hexakisphosphate binding; translation initiation factor binding. Gene Ontology annotation, biological process: poly(A)+ mRNA export from nucleus. NCBI's taxonomy places the organism in Eukaryota, Fungi, Ascomycota, Eurotiomycetes, Chaetothyriales, Trichomeriaceae. The record is from RefSeq and is a predicted model, not a curated record. Bases 1 to 1695 code for a protein of 564 amino acids. Gene Ontology annotation, cellular component: nuclear pore; cytoplasm; nuclear pore cytoplasmic filaments.
AUGGCAAAAGUACAGCACUUGGUAAAUGGUGCAUCGCAGACUGAGUCGCUGAGAAUGAGCGGUGCUGAUGGCAAGAAGACCAGCUUCAGUUUGGAGCAAGCCUUCGAAGAGCUUCGUCUACGUGAUGCUGAAGUCCAGAAGCUUCAUGCCUUUCAGAGAAAAUUGCAAGCAAAUAAGACUGAGGAAAGAGAGUCGGAACUUGCAAUUGAGCACAGCAUCAUCCUGCAAAGAGCGAGAAACGAGCGAGAUGCUGUGCGGCAAGAGGCUGAAGAUGCACUGAAGCGGCAUUUGCAUGAACAAGAACAAGAGAGGAGAAGACGUGCGGAGGAAGAAGAGCUUCGGGUGCAGCGUGAACUACAAAAGAACGCGGAACGUGAUCGAGAAAUUAGGGAGGAACAGGAAAGACUACGGAAAGCCGAGGAGGAAAAAGCUCGAGUCGAGGCCCAGCGACUACGCGACGAGCAGGAACGAGCUAAGGCCGCUACUAAAGAGCGCGAGAAGAAAGAAGAUCAGCAACGACGAGAACAACAGGAAAGACAACGACUCGAAACCGCUAGGAAGCAAGCUGAAGCCGAUGCACAACAGAAAGCACAGAAAGCAGCAGAUCAUCAACGUGAGACAGCUGCUGCAGCAACAGCCAGCUCACCGGAACGAAUCCACCAAGAAUACGUCGACCUCUAUCUCAAGCUUAAGGCUUGGAAGAACAACUUUUGGGAAGACCUUCGUACACAGGCCAAAACGCACAAAAACCCCAGCAUCAAGAGCCUAGUUUCCGACGUGCGCAGUACCAUCAGAUCCGAAGUCGGCAAGCUCAAUGCCGGCGACAAAGAGGUCAACAAGUUAGCCACGACCAAAUUGAAAGCGAGGUUGACUGAAGCCUUACAGAGUCCGGCUCCAGUGGUAGGCCAGCACAUGCCUGUCAACUUUUUUUUACCACCCUCACUCAACCUCAACGACAACGACGCAGCCAAAAUAACUGACCAGGCGGCCUAUUUCAUCUGUGUUCUAGCUCAACAGGUAGUGAAAAUCUUCACUUCUUAUGUUCAUGGUGCACCUGAACGUGCUGAGCCCAUUGGUAUUAUGCUCACAUCGAUCUUCGCACUGAAAGAGUUACAAUUUCCUCGUCAGGGUUCUGACUUGGCUGAGAAAGAAAGAUCUCAAUCUCUUUUCCCAAUAUUCUUGGCUAAGUAUCAUCGCGUUUGUCCAGCCUUGUUCGGGAUCUCGGCGAACCAAGGGACUUUACCAGGCAAACAACGUCUCGGCUGGGCGAUGUUACCAGCUGCGGACGAAGGAGCCUCGAAGACAACCUUUGUAUCAGAUCAAACCCACUACGAUCGAAUGACUGGUCUUGCAAUCGGCUAUUCGAGCUUCGCGCUCCGCAACUUCAGCGCAGCCAGUGUGUCCAAUCCAUAUCCACCCGUUCAUUUCUGGAAGAGUCUAGCACAGAUUAUCAACAUGUCGCCAGAACUUGUUCAGCCGACGCACGUUUGCAUCCUGCGACACAUGUUUGGCUCAGGUGGUAUUGGACGGUUCCUCCUUUUCUUCGGCGCGGUCGGCGUAGCGGUACUACGUGAAGCUUACGUUGAAUUUCCAAAAAGAUUGCCCGAGGCGAUGAAGAAGGACUCAUUCGUUUUGGAGCUUGAUGUGUUUGUUACAGUCAAGUUGGGAGAGAAAGAACAUUUACAUCUAGUGUAG